This is a messenger RNA of Thunnus maccoyii (southern bluefin tuna), 3931 nucleotides long. RefSeq lists its product as uncharacterized. The record is from RefSeq and is a predicted model, not a curated record. The transcript has 5 exons. Bases 599 to 2944 code for a protein of 781 amino acids. Lineage: Eukaryota; Metazoa; Chordata; Actinopteri; Scombriformes; Scombridae.
ACUUUUAUUACAUAUUAACAUUAACAACCAUAAGAGCAGCUGAUUUGCCAAUAACAUAUUAUAUCCUUUUAAAAAUCCAACACAAAGGCCCUUUGUGAUCCACAUAAAAUAAAAGCUUAAUCAAUGGUUAUUAAUCAAAUCGUCGUUAAGUCUUCUUUCCAGAUCCCAAAAAAAACACGAAGUGAAACCUCUGUCGCAGUCAAAUAGAUCGACCACAAUGCUUUGAGGUGCAGAUGUUGAUGACUGGCUCAUUUGACGGCGAUCAAAGCUGAGCAGCGAUUAAACCGAGCAAAUUAAAGACGGGAGCUUUGUGUGAUUUGUGCUGGAAUGUCGGUGUAAAGGAGAGCUGAGACCUCACCUGUUGGGAGUGUAAAAACAGGGAGGCACAGUGAAAGGAGAGGAGGCGGGGUUAGCUCCAUUUUCUCUCCGUCCCGAAAACUUUACACCAAAUCACAGGAGCCAGGUGUUCAGUGGUGCACCUGUCGCGUAACAAGGGAGUGUGUGCCCACCUGCUUUACCUCGGAGUUUACCGUAUUGAUCAACAUGUGUCAAUAAGCCCUUCUGAAUCGAACAUCUGCACAGUAACCAAUCAAAAAUCAUGAAGAGGGGGACGCUGAACUUCUUGGGUCGAAAGAACCAGUCUCUUUUCGACACCAAUAUCAAAAUCAAGGACAUGGAUAAUGUGGAGUUGGUGCUGGGGUCAUCAGCGAUCCCAGAGUCGGGUACUGCCAGUGUGCGGGCCAGACCCACAGUCAAGCAUCAUUCCACAUCUGAGAGUUUUCAAGGGUUUGCUGUCCCAACACCAAAAGUCCCUCUCCUCCCCCAUGUCAAUGGUCCAAAGACCAAUGGUUCAGUCGGUGGAGAUCGGUUAUCCAACGGAUCAGUUAUCUCUGUGCCUGACCUGGUGGAGGGGGAAAUAUUUGUUCCUCCUCCUCCCUCUGUGGCCCCUCCACCCCCUCCAGGGACUUUUAUCCCUCCUCCACUAGACUUCAUAGGUGAUCUAGAUGGUCCAGACCUGGCAACCCUUCAGCCUCCUUCCAUGCCUGCUCCAAAACUCAUGUCACUAGCACCCUCCAUGGAGGAGGAUCUAAGCCUCUUAAAACCCCCACCAAUGGCUCCGCCAAAGCCUCCAUCUACUUGCUCUAGCAGCUCUACGUCAUCCAUACCCAUUUCUAUCCCACCACCAGCCAAAGUUCCUGAGCAUCCAAAAUUUGCCCCACCACAGCCCCCUAUUGAAAGGCAACAGAAGACUUCUAAGACGCCACCUCCAAAGCCCAUUAGACUGUCCUCUAUCUCCAACCUUGACUCCCCACCACAAACCCCUGCUCCACCUCCACCUGGGCAAACACCCACACUGUCCACCUUCAAUCCCCAAAACACAGCAAAGCUUUACAAUGUUCCUCGGCCUUCUGUUCUCAGUGGGUAUGAGGAGCGUGACACCAGACCCAAGCAGAUCUUACUCCUGGAGGAUUCUGGGUCUGGUAUGUCCGCCCCAGUGCUUGUCCAGGUAGAUGGAAAAGCCCCUAAGGUGGCACCACCAUCUAAACCAAUUUCCAAAGAUGUAUUGGAUGUUAAGGAGAACUUACAAAUUACCCCGCCCUCUCAGUCACCCCUACCUGGACCAAAAAAGGAGGCUAAUACAGGGACAGUUUCAGCACAGCAAGAAACAGAGAAACCUCUUCAGACUCCACAUCAAACAUCACCACAGCUUCAGAAAGUGAACAGUACUGAGGUGAAUUCAGAAACUAGCCAGGGCAAACAUGAAUCUCCAAGUCAAAGUCGCAAAUUCAGUCCAUUAUUAGAUUGUAAACUACGCCACCUGAAGAGUAGUGAAACCAAUGGGGCACGAGAGGGACCUGCAGCUUCCCCGCUGGCUCUCUUAAUGGCGGCUAAGCAAAGAGAAAAGCAGAGAUCGACUCUGUCACGGGAAAACAGUGCCAAGAAGACUGAGCAGCCUAGUACGAGCAUUCACCAGAGUGACUCAAGUCGCAAUUCCUUUAUUGUCAUUCCAAGAUCCAGCUCACCCUCCUCUGUACCAUCUCAAGAGAGAACGCAGGAGAGACCAAAGUCUCUCAUUCCUGUGGAGAAUAUGCAAACAAUUCAGACUCUAGAAAAAUCUGACAGCACCACACUGAUCAAGAAUCAGAUACCAUCUACCAGUCCAGCUCUCAGUAGGACAGCAGAAGCUGCAUCCCCAAGUGUGAGCAACCAAGUUGUGCAGAAACUAGAUCCAGAGCAAAGCCUGCCAAAGUCUCAAUCUUCACAGUGUGAGGAUAAUAAAGAGGAGUUAAGUAUGCCAUUACUUCCCCCGCCGCCAGAGUUUGACGAUUUUGAUGAGAUUAUGGAGCCCCCUCCUUCCAUCCGUCCACCUGAUCCUCCCAUGAAAAAGACACCAACGCCAACUGUAAACCCUCUCCCUCCAGCUCAUGUUCCACCACCUCCACCAAAACCUAACCCUCCAAACCCUCCAGCAGCUCCAAAGCUCCCGCCUCCUGACACUGAUGUCAAACCAAAGCAGCAAGUUCAGACAAAACCGCAAGUGGCCCCUACUCAGCUACCAUCUACUCUUUCGCCCAGUCAGGCUACACUCCUGAGCAUCUUACAGAAGAAGAUGUUGGAAAUGGACCACAAACUAACUCCCAUGAAAGAUGUAGACUCCAGUUCUGAUGACUGGGGUGCCCCCCUGUCUAAUGAGGACACUAAGAUCCCUGUUGUCCCCAAAGCCACACCACAGAGCACGAAUUACCCUGUGGCCAAGAAAGCAGCAACCCUGGACAUGCGGGAAUUGGAGGGUAAAGUGGUCAGAAAGUAUCAGGAGACGUCCUCAAAAAAAGCUACCACCAGCAAUGGACCACAGUCAAAACAUCAGUAUGGUAUGACAUUCACAGUUCGGCCUGGAACCAAACAGCCUAUUACUCUUGUCAGUAAAGGGGAUUCUCCAUGAGAGGAGUAAAUAAGAUAGGUGUUCUUCAAUAUAUAGCCCAUAAUGCUUUUGAUUGUAAAAUGUACUUUUACAUCAGAAGGAAUUUGUACAAUGGGGGAAAAAGCACUUUGAACAAAUGAGUUACACAAAUGCGGUUGUCAGAUAUGUUGAAAAUGUCUCCUAACAAUGGUUCGCUCUACUAUGAAUAGUGUAGUCUGAAUGUAUUGCCUAAUCUCCAGAAAACACACAGUCAAAUAGUGUUUUCUUUUCUGUUUUUAUAUUUUAUUUUUGUUGAAGUAUAAAGAGAGAGUAGACCAUGCACCAAGUUUUUUUUGCUGCUGCCGUUUAUUCAGUGUAGAGGUAUGUAUUGCCUUUUUAACCACAGCUUUUAAUCUAUCUCAGUGCCAUGUGGAUAAAACUCAUAUGAGCAAAUUCUAUUAAUAAAAUUCUUUACACUUCAUCGCUGUAAACUAUAUGCUGAGUGAAAUGACUGUACAUUAUACAGUCAUUUGUAGAACAUGAAAAGUCUUCAGUAGAUUUAAUAAUCUAUUGAAUCUAUUGUAAUCUUGAUUGUAAAAUAGAAAAAUAAUAUAAAAUGUAAUUAUUGCGGUUCAUGCUGUAAUUACAUGUCCCAUAACUGAAAUGUUUCUUCACUGUUACAUUUACAUUUUGUAGGUCCAUGGAAAGAAGCCAACUUUAAAUUCAGACGAGUGCUAGUAGGAUUGUUUCUCAUAUUUAUUGAUCUAGGAAAUGUUUUGCCAUCUGUAUAACAUUUAUUCUGCAUGUAUCAAUGUAGCUACAUUUCUGUUGCUAUGCUGUAAAUAUUGGUUUGUAUAAGAUUAAAAUAGAGCAUACAUACUGUAAGAUGUAGUUGUAUGUACAUGUUAAGGUUGUGUAAUCAAAAUAUUUAAAAUAUUCGUUAUAAGUCUUUAAGCAGAGUUGUGUAUCUACACCCAAUGUUGUCCAACAACUCCCUAACUGGAAAAUAAAUACUAACAGUAAUUUAAA